AUGGGGACACCAUUCAUCAGUCUCCUUGAGCCUAGCAAGCUUGACGGAUACAAACGCGGAACGCCUCUCGAAGAGCAGCCAUCGUCGAUCCCCCAGACUUUCCUAGAUGCCCUGGAAGUUCGCGAGCAAGUCUUUGUCAAGGAACAAAAUGUUCCGGCCGAGAACGAAGUUGAUGACGAUGAUCCUCGUUCGUGCCACUGGGUUGUCUACGCCAGCGUCAACAAGGUCGAGGAGCUGGAAGUUCGCGAUGAAGAGGGAAAUGUGAUACAACCUCGGAAGAGCUCGACACGCUCAACACCGAUCGGAACCAUCAGACUGGUGCCGUUUCCGCACGACCCACACCCACAGAGAGGGGGCAAAUACUGGAAUGGGAUCCUCCAAGACGAUAAUGGUAGCCAAAUUGGAAGCAAGAAGAUGAAGGAACCGUCGGGAAUCAAGCCAUAUAUCAAAGACCGAGAGACGAUAUUUCACAAUGGCCAAGAGCCGUAUGUAAAACUAGGACGACUGGCAGUGAUCAAAGAGUUCCGAGGACAUGGCAUCUCUGGGCUGCUCGUCAAUACAGUGCUCAGUUGGCUGAAAACUCACCCGUCAUACUUUAAUCCCAACAUCAAAGUAGUCGGCCUCGAACAUCUCAAUCCAGUCGGAGAUGUCAUGGUGAUUCCCCAGUGGUCAGGGCUCGUCUGCGUCCAUGCGCAGAAGCAGGUGGUGCAGCUUUGGAAGAAAUGGGGAUUUGAAGUAGAUGAGGAGAUGGGCACCUGGUGGGAGGAGGGUAUGCCUCAUGUUGGUAUGUUUCAGCGCUUGGAAAUUUCAGAGAAGACAUCCCGUUUAGAUUAG
Molecule: messenger RNA, 834 nt
Organism: Fusarium musae
Lineage: Eukaryota; Fungi; Ascomycota; Sordariomycetes; Hypocreales; Nectriaceae
Exons: 1
Coding region: 1-834 (277 amino acids)
Molecular function (GO): acyltransferase activity, transferring groups other than amino-acyl groups
Source: RefSeq, a predicted model, not a curated record